UCUUUAUCUCUCUCUAUAAAGUUUUUCAAAUUUGCCGUCAAUCUUAAUUACUUUUGACACACCAAAUGGGAUCAGGUAGCUCACCCUGUGCUUCCUGCAAACUGCUGAGACGACGCUGCACCAAAGACUGCGUGUUCGCCCCUUAUUUCCCCCCUGAUGACCCUCACAAGUUUGCCAUUGUUCACAAGGUUUUUGGUGCUAGCAAUAUCAGCAAGAUGUUACAGGAGCUUCCUGUACAUCAAAGAGCAGAUGCAGUAAGCAGUUUAGUGUACGAAGCAAACUCGAGAAUGAGAGAUCCUGUCUACGGGUGCGUUGGAGCAAUCUCUUAUUUGCAGAAUCAAGUGGCCCAACUACAAAUGCAAUUGGCUGUGGCUCAAGCAGAGAUUUUGUGCAUUCAGAUGCAACAAGAACCUACUAAUUUGCAGCCUCAAAUGGUUGAACCAGCUGAUGAAAACUGCCUUCUUUUUGGCAGUAAUAACUUGGAUCAUAACCUACAACAAUAUCUCAGCUUUGCUUCUUCUUCUUCUUCUAGCAGUUCUAUGGUGCAAGACUCGGUGAAAAUCGAGUCUCUCUGUGCUGUUGAUCCCUCCGGGGAUCAGUUCGUCCCCAAGAGGAGCCCAACUUACAUGUUUGGAAUGUAGUACUUAAUACUAUUAAACCAAAACAUCGACAUGAUUUCACUUUUAUAAUCUUGUUCAAUGUAGACCGUCCUAGAAAUGUUGCUCAUGUAUAUAUUCUUUUAGUCUUUUUGCUUAAUUCGUCGAUGGUUUCUUGACUCUGUAUU
This is a messenger RNA of Olea europaea var. sylvestris, 784 nucleotides long. RefSeq names its product LOB domain-containing protein 12-like. NCBI's taxonomy places the organism in Eukaryota, Viridiplantae, Streptophyta, Magnoliopsida, Lamiales, Oleaceae. The record is from RefSeq and is a predicted model, not a curated record. The transcript has 2 exons. Bases 66 to 641 code for a protein of 191 amino acids.